This is a messenger RNA of Trematosphaeria pertusa, 3575 nucleotides long. RefSeq lists its product as uncharacterized. Gene Ontology annotation, molecular function: RNA binding. Bases 93 to 3485 code for a protein of 1130 amino acids. The transcript has 3 exons. The record is from RefSeq and is a predicted model, not a curated record. Lineage: Eukaryota; Fungi; Ascomycota; Dothideomycetes; Pleosporales; Trematosphaeriaceae.
UUACCCUGGUUUUGGUAAACGAGAGUCCCUGCGACUAUUCUCCUCUCCGUCCUAGAACAACCGCACAGUAAAGACAGGGUCUGUAAUACCUAAUGGCUCCCACCAACCGCCCGGAGCACCACAUCAACCUCAACUACAUCCCCCAGCUCACCUCGCAGCCCCCGCAGUCUGCCUCUUCCACCACGUCGACCUCGCCGGUUGAGCCUCCCUCGUCCAGCGGCUCAAUUCGCUUCCCAAUGCCUGCUGGAAAUACUUCGAACCCCCUGGCCAAUGCCGCUGCAGGCGUGAGGCUGGGCGCAGGGUCCCCUUCGCAUGAAUAUGGUGGCAGAUUAUACUCCAAACGCGCACGCGAGAUCCAAGCUCAGGAAGGGCUGACUCCACAAAUGUGGGGACCACCCACAAGCGGCAACUCUACGCCUCUGCGUGAGACCAUCCCGGAGUCGCCCAACGGUGAGAGCUUCCCCGACUUCAACCAAGCUAUGCCAGAGACCGCGUCAGCUGCUCAGACAUCUACUCGGCGGGCCCGCGCUGGUACGCUGCCUUCACGAUUCUCUCCCUCAGCAGCACCAGGAGGACUUAUGCCGUCUGCGUCCCUCCUCCCCAAGACGUCCCGACCCACUCCGUCGACAAGCCCCUUCAAGCCUGGCCCAGGCACGCCUACAGAGAGCACUGGGUUUGCGGCUCCUGGUUCUACCAACGCUGCUGCUAAGUCUGCCCUGCUCUCUCGUCUGAGAGCAGGCUCAAUGCCUCAACGACCGGGCUUCCUGCCGCCGUCUACCUCGCCCUUCGGCAACUCUAUCUUCUCGACAGGCUGGACAAGCAAUCGGGACCGCAGCAGCACGCUCCACAGCAUUGCGUCCCAGCCAUCCAAUGGACCGGCGUCACCAGUGUCGUCAUUCUCCCGGGACUCACUCGCUGAUACUGACGUGAAGACGUUGGAUUACCUUGGUCUCGUGGACACUCCUCAGCCUGCGCGCGCGACCCUUGCUCCCUCUGACAUUGAGUUGCUCCUCGAGGGCCAGAGGAAUGCUUUCAACCAGAACUCGGCUGCUGCUGCCAACCGCUUUCGCUCAUACUCAGUUAACGCCAAGGAGAAGUAUGCCGACGAAGAGGAUGAGCUCGACCAGGCAUAUGCCGGAAACUACAGCGGCACCAUGACACCAGCUGAGGCUAGCGCCUAUGCCAUCCACGAAGCUGUCCGACAACACAACCUCGAGGUGCAGGCUUUUGCCAACUUCGCCAGCGCGACCCGCCCUCGUGCUAGGACUGCGGGUGUGCUCGACUCGCCGUCGCAGCGACUGAUGCGAAACUACCUGCCCACCCCGUCUCGCCUUGACAGCAGCCUGAUCGCUGGAGACCUGACCGAGGACGCAGAAUAUAGCCUCACUGAGGCCGUCAAAAGCCUUCAGCUCGGCGGGAAGCCAAGCUCUAACCUUGGUGACGACAACACGUUGGAAGGCCCUACUCGAGCGCUAUGGUUGGGUAACAUCCCCUCCUCUACUACGGUCUCUUCCUUGAACGUCAUCUUCAACGCUUACGGCCCCAUUGAGUCGACGCGGGUUCUGACGCACAAGAACUGCGGUUUCGUCAACUUCGAGAGUCUCGACAGCGCGAUCCAAGCCAAGUCGCAGCUCAAUGGCAAGGAGAUCUUCCCCGGUGCGGGGCCUGUUCGAAUUGGCUACGCUAAGGUCCCAAGUGCGGCAGCUACGCCUGGACACACUGGCCUCUUUCCCUCGCCAAGCCCCGACCCGCUUGCCAAAUCGCAAGCGGAAGGCGCGAACGUGUCAACAAGCAAUGCAAAGGCAAACGGCGCCCGCGCCGAGACUGUGAACGCUCCGCUCACCACUCCCGAGCUCACAGACAUUCGUGGGGACAUCGUCCAGAUCGUGAAAGACCUCGGCGCCACCGAUGAGGAACAGCUACGGAUCUCUUCGCACGUCGACCAGGCUAUCCAGAACAGCGGUUACCAUAGUGAAAUACCUCCAGUUGAGGAGCCUAGCCACACUCGAGUUCACGAUGCCCCGAGACUGCGCGAGAUCCGGAAGCGCAUUGACAACAACUCGUGCUCUCAGGCGGAGAUUGAGGAGAUCGCCAUGAACAUGCUGCCCGAGAUUGCUGAGUUGUCGUCCGAUUAUCUCGGAAACACAGUCGUCCAGAAGCUGUUCGAAUACUGCUCUGAGCCCACAAAGGAGGCUAUGCUGCGAGAGAUUGCGCCUCACCUGGCAAAGAUUGGCAUCCACAAGAACGGAACCUGGGCUGCACAGAAGAUCAUUGACGUCGCUAGGACCCCGGCUCUUCAGCAGAUGGUCGUUGAUGCUCUUCAGCCUUAUGCCAUGGCGCUGUUCCUCGACCAGUUCGGCAACUAUGUCAUGCAGGGAUGUCUCCGAUAUUCAGCGCCCCUCAACAACUUCAUUUUUGAGGUAAUGCUCAGCCGUCUUUGGGACCUUGCUCAAGGUCGAUUCGGCGCUCGAGCGAUGCGGGCUUGCUUGGAGAGUCACUAUGCUACCAAGGACCAGCAGCGUAUGGUCGCGGCCGCCAUUGCCCUUCACAGCGUCCAGCUUGCGACCAACGCCAACGGUGCGUUGCUCCUGACCUGGUUCCUUGACACAUGCACCUUCCCUAGGAGGCGCACGGUUUUGGCUCCCCGCCUUGUUCCUCAUAUCGUGCACCUUUGCACUCACAAGGUUGCCUACCUCACGGUGCUCAAGAUCAUCAACCAGCGAAACGAGCCUGAAGCGCGCGAUACUAUCCUCCAAGCUUUGUUCUUCUCGCCGAACGAUCAGGUCCUAGAAGACAUCUUAGUAGAUCAGAACUGCGGCGCUACCUUGAUCUUCAAGGUGCUCACGACUCCCUUCUUCGAUGAGAAGAUUCGUGCAGAUGUCGUCCAGAACGUGCGUAAUGUGUUGCUCCGCAUCAAAGCACAACCUGCCCAGGGAUACAAGCGGCUGAUGGACGAGGUCAACCUUUCAACGCGCGGUGGACCAGGUCAUCGCGACCACUCGCAGACGCGUCCGGCCUCUUCUAAGGACAGCCCAGCCGGCUCUAAUAUUGAGCCUAGGCAGUUCUAUCCAGGUGUCCCACCAGCCGGUUUCGAUCCUGUCGCACUUCAGCGCACCGCGAGCAUGGAUUCCAAUGGUUUCGACCAAUACCCUAUGGGCGUCAGCGCUCCUAUGUUCAUGCCCAACAUGCCAGCUAUGACGGGCCCUCAACAGCUUCAAUACCAGCAGCUUCUCGCGGCGUCGAGGUCUCAACCCUUCUACCCACAGAUGAAUGGUUUCCAACCUCCCGUUUCCGGUAUGGAUGGUUUUAGAAAUAUUUCUCCAGUCGCAGCACCUGGAUUCGCUGGCUCGCCGAUGCUCCAGCCGGCCCAGCUCGGCCAGGGAAUGAGCCCGGUUAUGGGCGCCCAGAUGUAUCCAUAUGGGAUGUAUGUACCGCAACAGCAGCAACAGGUCGCUGGAGGUGGUCAGCGGCGCGGAAGGCGAUAAACGACCCAUUUACUUACCGUUCGGUGAACGAUGCAUCUUCGAGCAUACAUCUUUCGACUAUACGGCUUAUUGCGUCUAGAAUCGUACGUG